GUGCCGACCCCUCUCUGAAGAACGAUCUGGGCCACACGCCGCUGAGUUACGCUCGAGACGGAGAGCUGAGCGCAGUGCUGAGGGACGCACAGGACACGUUUGCGGAGGCGCAGCGUAAGCGUGAGGCUGAAGAGAGGAGGAAGUUUCCACUGGAGCGUCGACUGAAGGAGCACAUCAUCGGACAGGAAGGAGCCAUUAAUACUGUGGCAUCAGCCAUCAGGAGGAAGGAGAACGGCUGGUAUGAUGAAGAGCAUCCGCUCGUCUUCCUCUUUCUGGGCUCGUCCGGAAUCGGUAAAACUGAACUGGCCAAGCAGGUGGCGCGGUACAUGCACAAAGACAUCAAGAAGGGUUUCAUCCGGAUGGACAUGUCUGAGUUUCAGGAGAAGCAUGAGGUGGCGAAGUUCAUCGGGUCUCCUCCAGGUUAUGUUGGUCAUGAUGAGGGUGGUCAGCUCACCAAGCAGCUGAAGCAGAGUCCCAGCGCUGUGGUUCUGUUUGAUGAGGUGGAGAAAGCCCACCCAGACGUGCUGACCGUCAUGCUGCAGCUCUUCGACGAGGGUCGUCUGACUGACGGGAAGGGGAAAACCAUCGAGUGUAAAGACGCCAUCUUCAUCAUGACCUCAAACGCAGCCAGUGAUGAGAUUGCCCAGCAUGCACUGCAGCUCAGACAGGAAGCGCAGGAGCAGAGCCGACGGCGGCUGGCGGAGAAUCUCGAUGAUGUGCAGAAGAGUGAGAACAUCACCAUUUCCAACACCUUCAAAGAGCAGGUGAUCCGGCCGAUACUCAAGGCUCAUUUCAGACGGGACGAGUUUUUGGGCCGGAUUAACGAGAUCGUGUACUUCCUGCCGUUCUGCCACUCGGAGCUCCUCCAGCUGGUCAGCAGAGAGCUCCACUACUGGGCCAAAAAGGCCAAGCAGAGGCACAACAUCACCCUGCUGUGGGAGCGUCCCGUCCUGGAGCUGCUGGUUAAAGGAUAUAACCUGCAUUACGGCGCUCGAUCCAUCAAACACGAGGUGGAGCGGCGUGUAGUGAAUCAGCUGGCUGCAGCGUUCGAGCAGGAGUUGUUACCCAAGGGCUGUACUCUGCGCCUGACGGUGGACAGAGACUCUCAGCACACAGACGGAGCUCCAGUCCUGCGUCUGGAGCUGCUGCAGGAGGACAAAACCAGCCGAAAACUGGAGAUCCAGCCGCCGCUCAACCCUCAGGACACUGCACACACACCCCGAAAACACUGAGCCUGCAGUAAGAGCUCACAGACACAGACAGAACCACUGACAGUCACAGGCAGAUGCAGACAGUCAUAGACAGAAUCACUACAAGUCACAGACAAAGACAAAAUCACAUUCAGAGUCAUUGACAGAGUAAGGCAGGGUCAUGGACACAGACAGAAUCUCAGAUACAGACAGAAUACCAGACAAAUUCACAGACAGAUAUGCAGACAGUCACAAACAAAGACAAAACCACAGACAGAAUCACAGACAGAGCCAUAGACACAGACAAGAUGAUGUACAGAAUCACAGACAGAACUAAGGUAGACACAGGAAUGGACAGACAAAAAUAGAAACACAGACAGUAGUGGAAAUAGACAAAGACAGAAUCACUGACACAAAAAACAGACAAAGACAGAAUUACAGACACAAAAACAAAGACGGAAUCACAGACAGAGCCAUUGACGGAAUCACAGACAGAGUCAUUAACGGAAUCACAGACAGAGUCAUUGACGGAAUCACAGACAGAGUCAUUAACGGAAUCACAGACAGAGUCAUUGACGGAAUCACAGACAGAGUCAUUGACGGAAUCACAGACAGAGUCAUUGACGGAAUCACAGACAGAGUCAUUGACGGAAUCACAGACAGAGUCAUUGACGGAAUCACAGACAGAGUCAUUAACGGAAUCACAGACAGAGUCAUUGACGGAAUCACAGACAGAGUCAUUGACGGAAUCACAGACAGAGUCAUUGACGGAAUCACAGACAGAGUCAUUGACGGAAUCACAGACAGAGUCAUUGACGGAAUCACAGACAGAGUCAUUGACGGAAUCACAGACAGAGUCAUUGACGGAAUCACAGACAGAGUCAUUGACGGAAUCACAGACAGAGUCAUUGACGGAAUCACA
Molecule: messenger RNA, 2112 nt
Organism: Danio rerio (zebrafish)
Lineage: Eukaryota; Metazoa; Chordata; Actinopteri; Cypriniformes; Danionidae
Source: RefSeq, a predicted model, not a curated record